This is a messenger RNA of Prosopis cineraria, 811 nucleotides long. Its product is annotated as nicastrin-like. Lineage: Eukaryota; Viridiplantae; Streptophyta; Magnoliopsida; Fabales; Fabaceae. Gene Ontology annotation, cellular component: membrane. The annotation marks the transcript as partial. The transcript has 8 exons. The record is from RefSeq and is a predicted model, not a curated record. Gene Ontology annotation, biological process: protein processing.
CGUGGCAAAUUUCCCCGUGGUUUCUGGCGAAGAAGACCGCGCGUAGGAGGUUCUCUGCCUCAGCCUUCGCCAAUCACUCCUCCAUGGUCUAGGUUACGGCUUCUGAGGAUUUACCGUGUCAAAGAUUCUAGCCAUGGCGGCAAAAUUUCUGUCUCUGUGCUUGCUUCUAUGCUUUGGUGUCCGCUUGUCCUUUUCUGGGCAAUCCUUCUCCAUGGAAUCAGUUCCUGACCUUCAGAAGUCUAUGUACAAGGUUGUUGAUGGAUAUCCUUGUGUGCGGCUACUAAGUCUUUCUGGACCAAUUGGUUGUUCCAAUCCUGGACGAGACAAGGUUGUUGCCCCAAUAGUGUCAUUCAAAAAUGCUAAUCAGCUGUCAAAGUCAUCUGCUGUACUGGUGUCAUUGGAUGAGUUUGAAAGUCUCUUAACAAGAAUAUCUGCUGAUUCAAACUUUGCAAGUAAGGUUGCUGGGGUGCUAGUUGAGUCAGGAGCUGGAGUGCAGAAUAAGUUGAAGGGAUUCUCUCCAGACCUAAAGUUUCCUCAAGUUGAAUUUGCUCCUUACCAUAACACUGGAUAUCAAUGGAAUCCAACUGGUUCUGCUAUCAUGUGGAAAUCCUACGAUUUUCCUGUUUUCCUACUCUCAGAUAGGAGCACAGAGACUCUUCAUGAGGCUGCAAUCAAGAAUGAGAACAACAGGAAACAUUAUACAGCUAAUGUGGCUGAGUUCGAUCUGGUUAUGCAGGUAACGAAAUCUGGAAAUCGUGGUUCAGAGUCUUGUUUGAAAGAAGCUACUUGCCUCCCUUUAGGUGGAAUACAG